Molecule: messenger RNA, 1448 nt
Organism: Bombyx mori (domestic silkworm)
Lineage: Eukaryota; Metazoa; Arthropoda; Insecta; Lepidoptera; Bombycidae
Gene: SCCRO3
Product: defective in cullin neddylation protein
Biological process (GO): protein neddylation
Cellular component (GO): ubiquitin ligase complex
Molecular function (GO): ubiquitin conjugating enzyme binding; cullin family protein binding; ubiquitin-like protein binding
Source: RefSeq, marked validated
CAAAUUUUAGUUUCUAAUCAAAAUCAACUCAAUUUGGUAUUGGUGGAUUUUGGUACAUAUAAUAUCAAUUACUGAAAUCUUACCUUGUAGCUUCUAUAGAAAGCAAAAAGAAAUAUGUAACGUUUAUACUUCGAUAACAGGAAAAAAAACUAAUUAAGUUCUCACAUUAUGUAUAAAAGGAGUGAGAAGCUCUUAAGUCGAAGUUUUGGAUGUGGAACAUUUUUUAUGUAUUCAAAAUUAUAUUACAACAGUUUAUCCAAUGGGCCACUGUCUCAGCUGUUUCAAAUCUCAAGCUAAUGCUGAAAUAAGAAGUAUCACAGGACCCCACGCAAAAAAUGAUGAGGUGACAGAUAUAUCUGUUUCUGUGUCAGUUUAUCCUCAAGUGGAGCCCCUUUUAAGUACUAGUGAAAAUAAUUUGAAUACAAACAUGAAUAACUUGAAAGUAUUGAACUCUUUUGGUGAACAAAGUUCAUGUGAUCCAUUAAAUGUGCAGAAAAACUUAGUUUGUGAAAAAACUCCUAAACUAUUCAACCCAAAGUUACCAUCAAUUCCACGGACAAUGUCAUCACUAGGAUCAAGUGAGAAGAUAUCAGAAACCAAAAUAAAUCUGUUAUUUAACCAAUAUAAAGAUUCUAUAGAAGACGCUAUCUUAGCAGAAGGCAUUGAAAAUCUAUGUAAUGACCUUAAUUUAAGUCCUGAUGAUUUUAAAGUUUUAAUAUUGGCAUGGAAGUUAAAUGCUAGUCAAAUGUGUAGAUUUACAAAGUCCGAGUUUGUUCAAGGCCUAAAAAAUAUGAAAACUGAUUCAAUUAAAGGUAUACAACACAAAUUAGGUGACAUAUCUGUUGAAAUGCAAAGAGAACCAGAGCAAUUUAAGGAUUUGUAUAGAUUUACCUUUAAGUUUGGGCUAGAUGUUAGUUCUGGACAAAGAAUCUUACCUUCAGAUAUAGCUAUUGUUUUGUGGCGCUUAGUUUUCACAAAUAAUGAGCCUCCAAUCUUGGAUCGAUGGCUGAAUUACCUUGAGAAGAACCCACAAAUCAGAGGCAUUCCAAAAGAUACAUGGUACAUGUUUUUAAAUUUUUGUGAGUUUGUUGGAAAUGAUCUCAGCAGCUAUGAUGACACGGAAGCAUGGCCCAGUUUGUUUGAUGAUUUCGUUGAAUAUGAAAAUGAUCAAGUUAAUCAAAAUGUAACCAAAAGCAGCAUAAAAAUUCAAUUAAAGGUCUGUCAAAUCCAGCAGUAGGUACUUUGUAGGUUGGUACUUAAGUAUGAUAUUGAGACUGAUGAAAGAAUAUUUGUUCAAUAUUGGUAGUUAGCCUUAUUUCACUAAAUUAGUAGAUUAUAAAUGUGAAUUUAAUAUUAAGUAUGUCUGGAUUAAAGACUGAGUGAUGUUUGAUGAAAGAAGUUAUUGUGAAUAUAAAAAAGCUCUAUGUUGAUUUAUUCUUAAUGUAUUG